Messenger RNA from Ambispora leptoticha, 969 nucleotides. The record is from the annotation of a GenBank genome assembly. NCBI's taxonomy places the organism in Eukaryota, Fungi, Glomeromycota, Glomeromycetes, Archaeosporales, Ambisporaceae.
AUGGCAGACGAGAUUCGUAAAACUGAAGCUCGAAAGCAAAUAGAAACUAUCAAAAGCUUGACUGACUCGAUAGUGUCUCAAGGGUUCAAUAGCAAAUUUUUGAGUCAGAAUGCAAAAAAGUAUAAGCCAGAUUGCGUGUCCUUUGCCAAUCGGAUGCAAAAUAUAGGCGAAAAAGGAAAAGAGUUUGUAAAAAACUUAGAGUCUGAAGAACUCGAGGUAGCGAUGAUUAAAUACAAGCUGUCAAGUGCGGUAGAAGCUCUAAAAAAUUUUCAAGGGUUAGCAUCUAAUAUUCACAUGUUUAUCUUGCAACAACAAUCGCCAAUAAAUCUCAAUCGCCCGAAUCCUGCAGAAGAUUUUCGAAUUCAACGACUUUUAGUCGAUUAUCAUAGUCGCUUAGACGACUCGAUUGAAUGCCUCUCAGUGGCUUUUCUUGCAAUGCAAAUACAGAAACCUUUAUCAAUUGAAGAACAGGAGGAAUUGUUAAGAGGAUUAAAAGCUGAUGUUGAGAAGGAGUUGACCGUUCUUGAGGAAAUCAAAAGUCAACAAACUAAUACUAACCGAACGAGAUGGCUGGAAUUAGCGAUAGAGCACAAUCAUUUGCGAUUUAUUCCUUAUGAUCAGAUUGUUAUUGAUAAGUUUUUGAAAUGUGGUGGAUUUGGAAUAGUGUAUAAAGCAUUCUGGGAUGACACACCGAUCGUUUUAAAACAGCUUUUCAAUCAAACCGAUUUUAUCGAAGAAAUUCGCCUUCAUAAACGUGUACAUGAUGGCGAUUAUAUUGUGAAGUUACAUGGGAUAACCAAAGACACAGAUGGCAACUUGGGAAUGAUUAUGAAAUAUACCGCUCAUGGUGAUCUUCGUGAUUAUUUGAAGACACAAGGAAAUUCGUUAACAUGGCAUCAAAAGAUUGUCUUGGCUAAGCAGAUUGCCAUAGGUUUAUCGUUUAUUCACCGAGAGAAAAUUAUGCAUCGG